Messenger RNA from Symbiodinium natans, 459 nucleotides. NCBI's taxonomy places the organism in Eukaryota, Dinophyceae, Suessiales, Symbiodiniaceae. The record is from the annotation of a GenBank genome assembly.
AUGUACUUGGUGAUCCACAUCGACCCAUCCUUGGUGCCAGCGACGCACCAGGCCACGAUCCUCCAUGAAAGAAUUCAUGGCCCCAUAACGGAGGCUGCCACUUGCCGGUUGCCAGGUAGUACCCCGACGGCUGCCGUGCGAACCCCGAGACAGCGUCCAGAAUGUCAAGGGCCCCGUGCUCGGAAGACUCAGAAGACACUUGCAGGUCACAUGCGAGUAAAGGGGCAGCUCCUCCGACAUGCCCAGUCAGGAUUCAUAACGGAGCUCUACGGGGACCUGUACUUCAAUGGCAUCCGCCUCAACGACAGCGCCACCCUGGAUGCCUUGGGCAUUCCAAGUGAGGCAGAGGUGGCGGUGCGACCCAGGCGGCGCCAGGGCGCAGCCCUGCGAGGGGCCGCCGCCGCUUCGCGGGCCGCGCGCCCCGGGUCUCAGCUUUUCUCUUUACUGCUAUCUCGUUGA